Danio rerio (zebrafish) is the source of this 5729-nucleotide messenger RNA. The record is from RefSeq and is a predicted model, not a curated record. Lineage: Eukaryota; Metazoa; Chordata; Actinopteri; Cypriniformes; Danionidae.
UACACAGUAAAAUCCGCUGUGUUAAUUAAGCUGUGUUAAUCUGCAUUUACUCAAAAUGAGUUAAUUUUACAAGAAACGGUGAAAGACACCCCCUUGUGUUGGUGAAAAUGAUCAGAGUUGUAUUCUACGUCGUUAACUUUGCUCUGUUAAGCUCCGCCCCUCAAUCUACCCCCUGCAGAGAACGUGUUGGAGUUUUGUCGGCGCCAUUUUCUGCUCCCUCGUGCGUAUAGAUUUGUACUGUGAACUUUCUGAAGAAGACGUUAACGUUAGGCUACAUUUAGCCUCGAAGUUUUGCUUUCAAGAGCAACUCUGCAAUGUUCCAGGUAACUGUUAGGUCAGUAUUUUGUUGUUUCAACAUAUUAAGAUGGUAACUUACAGAGAAAGUUAUAUGAUAUAAACAUAUGUAGUGUAAAAUUAACUGUCUCUGUAUGGCUGUCGAGCUCACUGCUGGUUAAAUAUUUUCAGUCAAUUUCAAAUUACUUCCUAAUUAACGUUUCUCUGUUAAGAGGUUGCAUUUUAACAGCUUGUUAGUGUUGUCAUGAUACUGUUUUUCGGUAACAAUUAACGUUACUGAAAUUCGCUGUUGAGCGCGGUCCUAAACCCCGCCGUUUGGCCGUGAAGGUCAUCAGUUCACCGCACUUAACCGCUGUUUACCGAGUGCAAACACCGAUACAGAGACAGCGGAUCAUUUUAAAACUGUGAAUCAUCAGCGGAUCUCUUAAAUGUCAGCCCAUAGACACGCCAGCUCAUAUUCGAGGCUUUUAAAACGAUCAAGUGGCGUGCAUCUGUGUUUGUGCCCAGUAAACAGCGGUGACAUGUAGUGAUGGGUCGUUCAUAAACGAUUCGUUAAAUUUGAAUGAAUCUUUUGUAUGACUCGAAAACGUUGAGUCCUUUCGGAGUGAUUCGUUUAAUUGCACAAUUGUGCAGGUGGGGCAGAAGAUUCGUUCCUUUUCGAGUCUUCUAUGUGCUUUGAGUCGUUCGUUCAUCGCGUGAAAGACAGAAGCCAGUCAUGCAUUUAGAGCCGGAAAAAGUUUUGAUUCGUUCAUUUAUCGAGUCUUCGGAUUUGAUUCAUCUCUCUUCACGUGCUGUCACAUGAUAAACGAACGACUCAAGAACCAGAAGACUCGAGAGGUAAACUAAAAAUCAUGGCAGCUUAAUUAAUGUGGGUCUGUGUGACGUGAACGAACCACUGACGUUUGAAGACCUGAAGCUGAUAAUCAUAGACAAAAGACCAGGUAAACAAUAAACGAUGAUUUACACUUAUAGCAUUCCAAGUUAUGACUUGUUUGUGUAAUGUGGCAACGUCUGUGCUAGUUGGAGAUGAGUUUGGAAGCAACUUAUUACAUUUGAAUAAUAUUUUGGCUACUCAAAAACACUUAAAUAUUAGCGAAAAUGGAUGCUUUUAAUUCCAGUACCAAUUAGUACCAAAAUUCAGUAUCAUGACAACCCUUCAGCACAGACAUUAUUUCAAAAUUAAGUGGAUUAGAAUCAUUUUUUUCUAUGGUGAAUGUGUGUUAUACUUUGACAUAACAGGAAAAUGAUUGUUGACAUAUUGGUGUUUUCUUUUCCCCCAAGUUUCUGUGCAUAUAAGGCUCUACAGAUCACAUCAGCAUGCUGGUAAAGGUGAAAUUUGGGGAUGCACAAAAGUUUGUUAAAAUAGCCAAUCUGAACCUGGAGGACUUUUUGUCUGAAGCCUUUUUGAAGUUUGGGGUUCCAAAUGUACCUGAGAACGUGAAGGUUGUGGAUGAAUCUGGGACUGAGGUGGAUGGUGAUGUUUUUGAGGAGUUAAUCAAAGAUCCCUCCGUUGGCGUUCUCACCAUAAAACAUGGUGCAGAUUUGGAACCGGCCUCUCCACAAUCAUCUUCUAUGCAUUUAGAUCAGUCUCUGUCUUCAUCCAUUGACUCACUUGACUCUCAGGAUACAGUCAUUAUUGAAGAAGGCCCUGACAGUAAGCGAAUGAAGCUGGAUGAUGAAGCAAAAAAGCUGGUGCAAUCUGUUCUUGUCAAGAAACCUGGAGGUGAGAGUAUAAUAAAUGAGUAUAACAGAACAAAGGCUUUGAAGGAUGAAACGAGGAGAAAAAUGGUUAAUAUCCUGGCAGCUGAUAUGACCGAAAAAAAUGGAGGAUCCCCACCAAGGCUGGUCAAAGAAAAAUAUGCCAGAGGAAUCGUGGCUUUGUUCCCUUACCUCAGUGACCCCUAUUCCAAAAAUGGCUUUGAGCAUUACUAUGAUGGUGAGAGUGGCACCGGAUAUUUGGCAUGGAGAAUCAAAACUAUUCAGAGAAACCUGGCUAAAGAACGACGAGGAUCAUUUGAAGGUCAAGUGUCGUAUGCUGAGCGGGGAUCCGGUGGACCAACUGUUGCAAGGCAUUCAAAGUUUACUCCAGAGAUUGUCCUGAGUGAGGAUGAAUGCAAGGAAGCAAUUGCGUUCAUGAACCAUUCUGCUGAUGAGGAUGCCAUCAAGAAGAAAAUGAAACUGACAUUUGAUUAUCGUCGUAAGAUGGUUCUUGAUCCCAUGCAGUCCAGUGAUCUAUUGACAAUUUUUCCUCGUUUCAAGGACAUUAAAGGCUUGAUUGAGCAAGACUUUGUUCUGAUGUUUGGAGAAGGAGUGUCAGGCAAGCUGCUAGAGAAGUGGACAACAGCGUUCAAGAAAAAAGUCAUUCAGCAGUGCAAAAGACUUCCUGCAACCAGCGAUUUACAGGAACUUUUGCUAGCAGCAGAAUCUCUUCGUGAUGACACUGAAGAAGAUGUUCAUAUUGUUUGGGACAGCGACCUUGCUUCAGUACUACUACUGUUGCAUCUGAUUCCACCAUCUGCUCAAGGCCGGAAGAGACCAGGGAAAGUUUCUGCUUCUCAAGCAGAAAAUCAUCUUGUUGUCUUCAAGAAGAGUGGAACAAACAUCGAGGAGCAUCUGCAAGACAUCUCUGCGAGCGCUCAGCCCUAUCUCCUGGCAGUAGGUCCUCAGAAGGAUUCAAUUCACCAGUUCUUCAUCAUCCUUGAUCAGCAUGCCAUUCCAUGCAAGUCCACCUCUUCUCUUGGUGCCUUUGAUGAACUGUUUAAGGCACAUUAUGUUUUUGGCACCUCUUACAACACCAUGCUGCACAACAUGUACACUUUCAUUCAAACCACUGUGUACAACAUAGAUGUUGGGAAAGUGAAAGAAAGUCCUCGUGUUGCUGAGGUUAGGGCAAGGCUGCUUAACUAGGUGCCUAAAGUUCCAGUGCACUCAUGAAGUGUUUUGUUUGUGAGACUGAAUUAAAUGGUUCAAAAAUGCUUGUUAGGCACUUCAGAUUUGUUCAUGGUUUGGUUCCUGGAAAGAGCCUUCGACUUAAAUGUGUAGAGGCAGGAUGCGGUUCUGAGUUUGGUACCUUCUCAGGUUUUAGAAAACAUUUGAAUAUAAAACAUCCUGAACAAUGUGAACAGAGUUGUGACCCUAGUGGCAUCUGUGAGACAGAGGAAGAAAAUAGUGCUGCAAUGUUCCACCAGAGUGACAGUGCUGAAGAUGUGGCCACAACAUCUGUAAUGUUAAAGUCUAAUAAGAACACUUUAGAUAUGUGUGCGUCUGCUGUUGCACAACUGAAAGUUGCUGGUUUAAGUCAGUCUGCAAUAAAUGGUUUUGUUUCAUCUAUGGAAGAAGUGGUUUUUGAGAUUCAUAGUCAAGCCCAGGAUGCAGCUUUGCUCUGUAUAUCUUCUGAGGACACUGUUAGUAAAAGGAAAAUAGAGGAAUCUUUUACAAAUUUAGAAAAUCCAUUUACUUUGUUAAAUUCAGAAGUCAAGCGACAGCGACUGUUUACAGCGAAAUGGGGAAUUGUUGAACCUAGUGAAAUAGUACUCGGCACAAGAUUUGACAGCAGAAGAAAUAAAAUUACAGGAACAUUUGAUCAAGUUGUUGUGACUGAUAAAUUUUCUUAUAUUCCCAUUUUAGAAACACUAAAGACAAUUUUAAAAAAUCCACAACUUACCCAUUUGUUUAAACCCAGACACAUUUCAAAGGAAGGAAUUUAUGUGGACUUAAGUGAUGCAGCACAUUUUAAAAGCAGUCCUUUAUUUUCUACAGAAAAAGAUGCCUUACAAAUUCAGUUAUUUUAUGAUGAUUUUGAGACCGCUAAUCCACUGGGCUCAAAAAAAGGUAUACAUAAAUUGGGUGCAAUCUAUUUUUCAUUAAGAAAUUUCCCACCAGUUUUUAACUCCUCACUGGUUAAUAUUCAUUUAUGUGCCCUCUUUCAUGCACAGGAUGUUAAGCGCUAUGGUUUUAACUCCAUAAUUGAGCCCCUUGUCAAUGAUCUGAAAGUGCUUGAAAUUGAGGGAGUUAAGAAUCCAGUGUCUGGAAGAUGCAUUAAGGGUACCAUCGUUCAAGUCACAGGGGAUAACCUAGGUCUGCACAGCUUGUUUGGCUUUCUGGAAUCAUUUGGGGCUCGAUAUUGUUGUGGUUUUUGUCUGCUUGAAAAGCAUCAGUUUCAGUCAGUGUUCUCUGAAGAUAGUCCUGAGGUUGAACUAAGAACUGCUGAGAUGCAUGCUCUGCAUUGUGAAACUUUACAGUCUGAUUCUACACUACCUCACGUGUAUGGUGUCAAAAGGGCAUGCUUAUUAAAUUCCCUCAAAUAUUUCAACACAGCCACCAAUUUUGCUGUUGAUAUAAUGCACGACAUUCUAGAAGGAGUUGCCCAGCUAGAGGUAAAACUUGUUCUGCAGUACAUUCAGCAUAAUUUUCUGAGUGCCAAUGAUCUUGAUGGUAGAGUACAUGCUUUUGACUAUGGUUACAAUCAGCAGAGAAACCGUCCUCCAAAAGUCAAAUUGCUUGAUGGAAGCAAUGAUUUAGGUUUAAAUGCUAUUCAAUCUUGGUGCUUAUUGCGCAAUUUGCCUUUAAUAUUUGGAGAUUUAAUACAUAAGGAUGAUAAACACUGGCAUCUUUUGCUUUUACUUCUGCAGAUUGUUAACAUUGUCUUUUCACCUGUCUUAACAGAUGGCAUGACCACUUAUCUCAAACAUUUGAUAAUUGAACAUCAUCGGCUAUUUAAAAUGUUAUUCCCCCAAAAAAAUCUUCUGCCAAAACAUCACAUCAUGAUACAUUACCCACAAUGUAUAAGGAAAAUUGGUCCAAUUUUGCACACAUGGUGUAUGCGUUAUGAAGCUAAGCACAAAUUCUUUAAAACACAAUUAAAAAGUUUCAAAAACAUCACCAAAACACUAGCCAAAAAGCACCAGAGUUGUAUGGCAAUGUAUUGGGAGUCUUUUAGCCAGUACAGACUGACUCUUGGCCCAGGAAAGAUGGUGGAACUCAGGGAAAUUAGAGGUGGCCCAGAGAUUGCUUCAAAAUUAGGUGUGGUAAUAUCUGAAAUAGUCUAUGCUGUAAAGUGGAUCAAACAUCAUGGCACAGAGUAUCGUCCUGACUUUAUUAUCUGCACAGAAGUAGCACAUGAGAUGCCAGUGUUUUGUAAGAUCAUGACUCUAGCUGUCAAAAAUGAAAAUGUACUGUUAUGUGGCACACUAAUGGAAACUGUAUGUUUUGAUGAGCAUUACUAUGCUUUUACAGUCAGACUGCAUCCAGACAAAGUUUUAACAGUUGUCAAUGUUAAUGAGCUGUGUUAUUUCAAACCAUUUGAUCUUCAAAGAAAAUAUGGUACAACCGAUUCUGUACUUCAUAUUGUACCAUAUUGCCAUUUUAUGCAGACUUGAAAUUUUUGCACUGUAUUUUUGUAAGCCUGAAUGUUUUAAUAAAAGUUUUAACUGAUA